AGCUUGAGUAGUAUUAAAUUUGUAUGAAAGCAACGCCCCUGACAGAUCUAGAAGUAUAGGGAAUAACAGGGAUACCAAUAAUAACACCGUUUGGAAUACUUAUAAGGAUACAUCAUUAAUAUUACACUUAAUCAAAAAACCUAAAGCAUGAAGAUGAACAAGUUGUUGAUAGUGGCAAUUAUAGCAGCUGAGAUAUUAUCAAUAUUUUCGGCAGACGGCGAGCCAAGUACUUCGAAUGAGGGCUCUUUAAAAUUUGUGAAGGAGUUGAAUCAACUGUUAUCACCAAUUAAGAGAAUCAAUGAAGAAGACUACUGCAGUGAUAAAAGAUUAGGUUGCAAUGAAUAUAGCCAGAUCAAUAAGCUUGAAAUAAUCGGUAAUGAUAUAAGUGUAUUUCCUGUAGCUGCUGUUGUAUCAAUUAAAGAUACAUUGCAAAUUUUAUCAAUAAGAGAUGCGAAUAUAAGUAGUAGUAUUCCAAAGGAACUUUAUGAGUUGAGUGAAUUAAAAAAUCUGGCUUUAGAUGGGAACAGUUUUAGUGGUACUUUAGAUGAUAAGAUCGGAAAUUUGAGUAAAUUAGAAAUAUUAGAUUUAAGUCAAUCAAAAUUAUCUGGCAAGAUACCUGAGGCUUUAUAUUCAUUAAACGAACUGAAAACUCUGAAACUGCAAGGGAAUAGCUUUAAUGGAGGUUUAAGUGAUAGUAUUAAAAACUUAACAAACUUAGUAGAUUUUAACAUAGGUGAAUUAAAACUGUCUGGUAGUAUACCUGACAGUCUGUAUUCAUUGAAGGAAUUAAAACAUUUGGUAUUAAGAGGAAACAACUUUAGCGGUAGUUUAAGUCAGAAUAUUAGUAACCUGAUUAAUUUAUUAGAACUUGACUCAAGUAGAUCAGGUCUGUCUGGACCGAUACCUGAGGGUCUAUAUUCACUAGUCGAAUUGAAAGAAUUGAAUCUUUCAAGCAAUAAUAUCAACGGUACUUUAUUAUCUAAUAUUGGUAGUAUGGUUGGGCUAAAGACACUAGAUCUGAGCACCAAUCAAUUAAGUGGCACUAUACCAAGUGAAAUUGGUAAUUUAACUAAUCUCGAAUAUUUGGAUAUAAGUGUGAAUCAAUUUGAAGGUGAUAUUCCUGACCUGAGUGGUCUGAAAAAAUUAACUAAUAUGAACAUUAGCUCAACAAAACACAAUUUGAAUGCAAAUUGUGAUGAUGCGAUGUUACCUCCAUCUAUCGAAAAGAAAAGUUGUUUUAUUAGACCUGUGAGUAGAUUGUGCAGUAAUGUCACACGCUGUGAAUAUAGUGAUAAGCCUAUGCCUAAGUCAUCAGUUGAUUCAAUGUUCUAUACAUACGGAUUGAAGGUGGUUGUUAUGAUGUUAGUGUGUAGAACUGGAAUAGAGAUAAUGUCAAAUUAGAAUUUGAAUCGUAACAUGCAAUUUAUGCAGGAUAAUAAAUAAUUAUAUAUAAAAUAUGAAUUA
This is a messenger RNA of Schistocerca gregaria, 1464 nucleotides long. RefSeq lists its product as uncharacterized. Bases 148 to 1401 code for a protein of 417 amino acids. Lineage: Eukaryota; Metazoa; Arthropoda; Insecta; Orthoptera; Acrididae. The record is from RefSeq and is a predicted model, not a curated record. The transcript has a single exon. Gene Ontology annotation, molecular function: protein binding.